AUGAAAAUGCUUGAUAAAAUAUGGCCCGACAAAGUGCUUGCUAUUCUGGAAGGAGGCUACUACUCGGGAAGCUAUACCGAAUGUGCUGCGAUGGCUGUUCGAGGCUUACGUCGAAUGCCAUUACCGAAACUGCAACAUCCGAAACAAAUAAAUCCAUGCAUGGCAGAAACCCUAUGGAACGCGCUGUGUCAUCAUGCACAUCGAUGGAGCUGCGUUGCUGAACAUCUGGAGAAGCUUCAGUGCAUGCAGAUUAGACAUGGACUGCCACGAUAUGUGCCGCCAACGGUGAAACUCUUUGCCGGUACUGGUUUCCGAAAGCUCUGGAAUGCGGUGCAGGAACUGAAGGUAGCACGCACACGUGACUGGAUCCCGGGAAUGUCUGACGACGAUGUCAAAAUUGCACGCGCUAAAGUUAAUGAAUACAUUCAGCAAUAUGAGUAUGAUGCGCCAGCAGACGAAUUAUCCGAAGACGAACUACUGGAGCAGUUGCUGUGGCACCCAGAAAGGCGUGGAGAAGCAUUUCUGAAGUCAAUACCAACAACGCUGUUUUUUUAUAAUGCGAUGCGCGAAUGCAUGGAUAGCAGGGAUGGAAAAUAUCUGAUAAUUGAUAUGUACGCUUAUCGGCAAGCCGCACAUAUGUAUCGCGCACAGCAAAAAAAUUCCGGGUCAAAAUAA
Gongylonema pulchrum is the source of this 675-nucleotide messenger RNA. NCBI's taxonomy places the organism in Eukaryota, Metazoa, Nematoda, Chromadorea, Rhabditida, Gongylonematidae. The record is from the annotation of a GenBank genome assembly.